AUGAGAACAAUUUCCACGAAAUGCUCCCCGACAACUCCGCCUGAAUCUCUGCUCCACGGCCUCCGUCUGUUUGGUGAAUCUGAACUAAGUUAUGCACCACUAGCAAUCAACACGGUGUCAUCUUCAUCAUCAUCACCAACUACAACAACAGCAACAGUAGGAGGAAGGAGCGGUAAUUGCUGCAUCGCCACCCACAGAAGUAUUGUUAUCAUGCGAUUGUUGCUGAUCGUUUGUGUCGGACUCAUUAUCCCAUCACCUUAUAUUGCUUCCGCCCAGGAAACACCUGCGGAGCAAGCCCACGAAAACGCUGUUGAGGAUACCAAAUCAUCAUCGGUGUGCCAUGCUAAUGAAGUCUUCAAUGGUAAAACAUGCGAAUGCGCCCCCGGAUACUUUAUGCAGUCGGAUAAAGAAUCAAAGUUACGAUGCGAAGACGAAUGUGAAGAAGUUUACUUUACAUUCUUUACAUACGGUGCAUGCGUCAGUGACAUUUACGGACGAUUACCAAAGAAUGCACAGUCUCAGUGCAAUCUGCGAUGCGGUGUGAGGAUUCGUACCCUGGCAUCCAUUGGUAUUUUUUUUAACAUUUGCUGCAGCACUUGCAACUGUUAUCUUCACUUUACCUCUUUGUAUUACCACAUGCGUAUCAUGCUUGAAUGCACGGAAGGCCAACAAGACAGCGAAACGAGUUUUUACUGAAGCUCAAAAUCAGCCAUACAAAGAGCAGCAAUUUCAAACUCUUCCAUAUAAUCCAUAUGCCUAUUGGCCCUAUUACGGACGAGCGUAAGACGGCCUAGUCGACUAAUUUUUAAAUUAUAAGCGAAUAAUGUACUAUGUUAGUGCGACGAUGCUGAAGUAAUGCUUCGCUUAGACUAACAGAUGCUAGCGAUGUUGUAUGUCAGAAGUGAAAUGCCAAAGAUUGAUAGGCCAUAGAAAUAAGCUGGCAGAUGGCUCCAUUGCUUUAGUAUCAAGUUGUACCGGUCAAACCUCAUGUACAUAUAUAUUGGCUUUUGAUAUAAACGGUAAUUGUUAUUCAUCAGAAUCUAAGAAAAAUACUGGCAAC
Molecule: messenger RNA, 1060 nt
Organism: Loa loa (African eye worm)
Lineage: Eukaryota; Metazoa; Nematoda; Chromadorea; Rhabditida; Onchocercidae
Exons: 5
Coding region: 1-696 (231 amino acids)
Source: RefSeq, a predicted model, not a curated record